Daldinia caldariorum is the source of this 592-nucleotide messenger RNA. Its product is annotated as like-Sm domain-containing protein. Gene Ontology annotation, biological process: mRNA splicing, via spliceosome. The record is from RefSeq and is a predicted model, not a curated record. Lineage: Eukaryota; Fungi; Ascomycota; Sordariomycetes; Xylariales; Hypoxylaceae. Gene Ontology annotation, cellular component: Lsm1-7-Pat1 complex; U4/U6 x U5 tri-snRNP complex; U6 snRNP. Bases 196 to 444 code for a protein of 82 amino acids. The transcript is spliced from 6 exons. Gene Ontology annotation, molecular function: RNA binding.
CAGGUGACCAAUUUUCUUGUCUUGUCUUGUCCAUAAUACCAGACCCCAUAAAAAGUUAGAAUACCUUAGCUUAGCUUAAGUUCUAGGUACUUACCUAAUUCACCUGCAAACGCCAUCAACCCCCCAGGCCGAGAAGACGUCUCCCACCUUUCCCAACAAGACUUCUAGUUUUGACGUUUCGCCAAUCUACUAAAAAUGGCAUCACAGCUUCUCCCUCUAGAACUCAUCGACAAGUGCGUCGGCUCCAGAAUAUGGGUUAUCAUGAAAGGUGACAAGGAAUUCAGCGGUACCUUGCUUGGGUUCGAUGACUACGUCAACAUGGUCCUGGAGGAUGUGACUGAGUUUGACUACUCGGGGAACCACACGAAGCUCUCUAAGAUCUUACUGAACGGCAAUAACAUAUGCAUGUUAAUCCCCGGAGGAGAAGGGCCUGUGGCGACUUGAUUAAGAAAUUAAGGCUAGAUGGGAUAUCAUUCGACGACUUCAGGUGGCCAUCAUGGAUACCGAGGGGCAAGUACAUUCACUAUCUUGCAUACUACGAUGGGUAAGCAAGGAGUUAGGAAAAUCAAUGGAAUUAUGACGAUUAAGACGA